Molecule: messenger RNA, 1127 nt
Organism: Phytophthora nicotianae INRA-310
Lineage: Eukaryota; Oomycota; Peronosporomycetes; Peronosporales; Peronosporaceae
Exons: 6
Coding region: 50-1051 (333 amino acids)
Source: RefSeq, a predicted model, not a curated record
CGUGCACAGACUCAAUUUUUGGGUGGUACAAACGUGAUUUUUUGCCAACAUGAUGCCCGAAGUGGAGCAGGAGCCGCACGAGCAGCAAUUCUCGGCACUGUACAUGGCUAAAGUGCUGGAUAAGCUGCGCGAGAGUGAUAAGACACCUCAAGCUGCUGCAGCAGAGCUGCAGACUGCACUGAGAAAAUUGCACGCGUCGCAGCAGGAAUUCGUGGCUAAGCAGGCCAAACAGAACUUGCUGGACCGACUAUCUCAAGUGGAGGCGCUGGAGGCUCUGCAGAAAGUGGCGACGAUUAGGAAAGCGCAAGCAGAGGCUGGUUAUGAUCAGGAGGAGAGGGAGCUACAAUCGGCUGUGCGCGAGCGGGAGGACGCGCUUCAGUUGCUUGAAAGACUGGCAGACGAGGUAGAACAACAGAAACUCAAGGUGGUGGAGCACGAACGCUCGAGGGAGGCGCACGAGAGUGAGCUGGCACAGCUGAACGAAGUGUGGAAGGAACUUCAGAAGAGGAAUGCUCAUCGGAAAGCGGCGGUGCAAGUGGCGACGGGAGUGAUGAUCACAGAUGAGGAAGACUGCGCUCGAGUGCUGGACCAACAGACCCAGAGCAUCCAGGAAAUGCACCAGAAGCAGAAGGAACUCGAGGAUGAGAAGAUUGAUAUCAGUACCCAGGUGAAACGAACGAAAAGGACGAUCGAGAAUUUGUCCAAACAGAACGACAUGAGAAGUAAGGAUGCCGAGGUAAAACAACGAGAGCAGGACUACAUGACGCUGCAACAAAUGAAGCAAUGGUACGAUCACGUCAGGAGCAUCCUGGAAUCCAUUUCGGGACUGGAGAUCACGAACGUGGCCGACGAUUCCCUCGAAGUCCGAGUUUUGAAGUCCCAUUCAGUGCGCCUCUUUUGCGAUCCUGAAACCACAAGGUUGAAGCGAGUUCAGUCCCUCACACCUGGUGUAAUCGCCGCCGACCUUGUGGACGUCGCUGUGAGUGACAACAAUAUUCGGUAUCUGUUGUGCGAAUAUCGUGAACGUGUACGCGACCAGGUAGCACUGUAACUUUCGUUGUAUGGGGCUGGAAAAAAUGAUUGCACAUUUUUAAACAUGUAUCAAAAUAUUUUGGUCCGCAAAUAUG